Messenger RNA from Phytophthora sojae, 3915 nucleotides. RefSeq lists its product as hypothetical. Lineage: Eukaryota; Oomycota; Peronosporomycetes; Peronosporales; Peronosporaceae. Gene Ontology annotation, biological process: actin filament organization; vesicle transport along actin filament. The record is from RefSeq and is a predicted model, not a curated record. Gene Ontology annotation, molecular function: microfilament motor activity; actin filament binding; ATP binding. Gene Ontology annotation, cellular component: cytoplasm; actin cytoskeleton; myosin complex. Bases 1 to 3915 code for a protein of 1304 amino acids. The transcript is spliced from 2 exons.
AUGGAGGGCAUCCGCGUGUUCAUCCCGGACGAGAAGCUCGUGUGGGUGCCGGCCACCGUCCUCUCCGUGGACGCGAGCGGCAAGGUCUUCUGCGUGCGUGUGCAGCCGCUGGCCUCCUCCCCCUCCUCCUCGGACUAUGAGGCCGACGCGCCCGCCGAGGAGCGCACCAUCGACCUGAACGACGACGGCAUGCCCGACUCGCUGCCGCUGCAGAACGGCCCGCACGAGGGCGACGAGGAGGACGCAAAGGCCAAGCACGCGGGCGUCGGCGCCGAGGACAUGUGCGAGCUGGGCCACCUGCACGAGCCCGCCAUCGUGUACAACGUGCGCGAGCGCUUCUUCGCCAAGGAGCCGUACACGUACACGGGCAAGAUCGUCGUGGCCGUGAACCCGUACCAGUGGAUCAAGGAGAACUACUCGGAGGAGCUGCGCGACCUGUACACGCAGCGGCCGUGGGACGAGAUGCCGCCGCACGUGUACGCCACGAGCGCCGAGGCCUUCCACCACAUGAAGCAGCACCGCAUCCCGCAGAGCAUCCUCGUGAGCGGCGAGAGCGGCGCCGGCAAGACCGAGACCGUCAAGAUCAUGAUGGAGCACCUGGCCAGCAUCUCCAUGGGCAUCGCCAAGCGGCUGCACCCCGCCGAGAGCGGCGAGACCAUCGUGGUGGAGAAGGUGCUCAAGAGCAACCCGCUGCUCGAAGCCUUCGGCAACGCCAAGACCAUCCGCAACGACAACUCGAGUCGCUUCGGCAAGUUCACGCAGCUGCAGUUCAACAGCGACUACUGCCUCGUGGGCGCCGAGUGCAGGCACUACUUGCUCGAGAAGUCCCGCGUCGUGGCCCAGGCGGCGGGCGAGCGCAACUACCACAUCUUCUACCAGCUCGUGAGCGCCAAGGAGGACGUCUUCGGCUUCACGGAAGACUCGUCGGCCAAGGAGUUCCGAUACCUGCAGGACGAGAAGCUUAUUCUGGACGGUCAGACGGACCUGGAGCGCUACCAGGUGACCCGCGACGCGCUGACCACUAUCGGGCUCAGCGACAAGGAGCAGAACGAGCUCUUCAGCGCUCUGUGCGGCAUCUUGCGUUUGGGUCAGCUCGACUUUGUCCCGCUCGAGUCCAACAAGGACGACGCCAGCCAGGCCGUUGCUGCCGCUUCGGCGUCCGACUCAGUCUCAGCCGAGCAGAUCGACCAGCAGAAGAUCGAAAUCGAGCAGUGCGCCAAGCUCCUGGGCGUGGAGGUUGCUGCACUGAGCAAGCAGCUCUGCAGUCGCACGGUCAAGGCGCGACAGGAGGUGUACUGCGUGCCGCUGUCGGCUCUGCAUGCUGGCAACAACCGUGAUGCUCUGGCCAAGGAAAUCUAUGCGCGCGUGUUCGGCUACUUGGUGCGCCGUGUGAACCACAGUAUUUCGAACUCGGCCGACAGAGGUGCGUCGACGCCGUCGUAUCUGCACAUUGACCUGCUGGAUAUCUUCGGCUUCGAGUCCUUCAAGCACAACAGCUUCGAGCAGUUCUGCAUUAACUUUGCCAACGAAAAGCUGCAGCAGAAGUUCACAUUGGAUGUGUUCAAGACGGUUCAGGAAGAGUACCAGCAGGAGGGUGUCGCGUGGGAGUUUGUCAAGUACCGCGAUAACCAAGAUAUGCUUGACCUGCUGGAGAACUCGAUGGGCGUGAUGGCACUGCUGAAUGAAGAGUGUGUCCGCCCCAUGGGCAGCGAUCUAUCGUUCGUAUCGAAGCUGGUAUCACUACGAGAGUCACAUCCUCGUCUUGAGCGAGCCCGCUUGAGUCAGAUGCACUUCAUGCUGCACCACUACGCGGGACCUGUAACGUACGACGCAGAGGGCUUCGUUGAGAAGAACAAGGACUCACUCCAGACUGAUCUGCUGGAGCUGCUUGGCACGAGCUCGAACGGCUUGAUGUCGAUGGUAUUCAGCGAUGACGACAACACUGCUUUCAUGACGGACGCAGACCUGGCUGUCCGUGCCGCUACCAUGAUGGAGGGUGGUCGGCGUAGCACUGUCAGUCGGAAGACGUCCACGUUCAUGCAGGAAACGGUGAGCUACAAGUUCAAGGCGCAGUUGUCACUGCUGAUGAGCGACAUCUCCAGCACUGAAGUUCACUACGUACGCUGCAUCAAGCCCAACUCGGAGAAGAGCCCCAACAGCUAUGAAAUCGACGCAGUUGUGAGCCAGCUUCGGUGUGCUGGUGUUGUUGAAGCUAUUCGUAUUACACGAGCGGCGUUCCCGAACAAGAUGGCGCACGAGAAGUUCUUGCGCCGAUUCGUGAUGAUGCGAAGCAAAAAGAAUGCGAGUGCUGCACCAGCAUCUACGACUGUGACUGAGGCAUGCGAACAGCUAGCCAAGGAACUGCUGAGUGGAGACGACUUUGCGAAAACGCAAGAGGGUAGCGAGCAUUCCAGAACGCCAACUUUCGUGGUUGGUAAGAGCCUGGUCUACUUCGGUAAGGACGUUCUCGAGUUCCUGGAGCACAGGCGCACUACGUUUGUGCAUGAGCGAGCGAUUGUGAUUCAGCAGACUGCUCGCCGGUGGAUGGCUCGGCGAAGGAUCAAGAAGGUCCGGACUAUGAUCUCAAAUAUUCAGGCUCUUCACCGUUGUCGGAUGCAACGACGCUCGUUCCUGGAGAAGCGCAGGAAGUGCAUUGUUGUGCAGAGCGUGUGGCGUGGAGUCCGUUCACGUCAGCGCGUGUAUUUGCUGAUGAAGGAGAAGAGCGCGAUUAAGGUGCAGACUGCUUACCGUAAGUACCUCUCCGAAAAGAAGUACGCAACGUUCCGCAAUGCUGUCAUCAAGAUCCAGAGUACGCUGAAGAUGAAGAAGCAGGUGGGCAAGUACCACAAACUUUUGUCCGAACGAAAAGAGCAGGAUGCCAUGGAAACUGAAGUUGAGCUGCUCAAGCACCGCCUGGAAGAUGAAAAGCGUGCGCGCAUGGAAAUUGAGGCGGAGAACUCAUCGCUUCAGCAAGAGCUGAACCAGGUUCGGAGUUCCUCUGUACCUAGCGCGGACAGCAGCAUUUAUGAGAGCGAAGGACCGCCUAAUUUCCGAAACAGCAGCAUGCGGUUAAGCAGGAUAGAGCGCGAGUCUAUGGAUGACGGCAAGCUGCUUGAUGACUCGGAGCGCAUGAUCGAUUACUUGCGCAAGGAGGUCACCAAGGGCCGUGAGCUCAUUCAACUGUUGUCCCAGGAGAAUGAAAAUCUGAAGGCGGAAAACAAGAAGAUUAAGGAUGCGUACACGGCAGCCGGCGCGUCUUUCGCUGCGCUAAAUCAGCACAACAAGCAGCAGUCGAAGGCCAACCUUCGGCUCAUGAGCACCCACGCUGCUUUGAUCAAGUCCCAGGAGGAGAAGAUGAAGAAGUACAAGAAGCAGGUGGCAGAAUUGAAGGAGGACCUGCGCAUGCAGCGCUCCGUGUACUCGGCGGAGCUUAAGGCCCGUGUGCAGCAGCAGGAAGUUCUGGUGGACAUCAUCAACCUAGCGGAGUCCGACGGCGUUUCCGAAGACUUGCUGGAACGCAUGCGGGCAAUGGCGGUUGACUCGAAGCCGUCGUAUGAGAACGGAAGGCGUAGCAGCGAGUACACUCGUCCACCUACGGGUCGUCGCUCCUCGACUGCCAGCUCAAGGACGGGAAGGGAAAGCGAGUAUCGCGAUAAACGCUCGGACACAGCGACUUCGCUGGGAACUGUGCCAGUGUCGGUGGCCGUCGGCUCGAACCCCACGCGCAACGAACGUCGUGCGACUCUAGAUACGAUUAUGAACAACCCGGUGCCGCAAGGAGUGUCGCCUCAGGGCGAGGGAAUUAGCCCUCCUGAUCGUGGCAGUCUCAACCGGAGCAGUGUGUACUCAGACGAUGGCCACCGCAAGUCGCGCAUCGGAGGCAUGUUCAAGAAAAUGUUCAAGAAGGACGAAUAG